AUGACUCACUGGGAAUGCAAUAAUUACCUUAAGCCAAGUAUCAACCAAGAUGGAGACCUGAUCCUGGGUGGUUUUCUCCAUCUCUACUACCCAGAACCAGAAAGCAAAAAGGUCCAGAUGUCUUUUUUACACGGUCCCCAGUAUAAAACUGUUGUGUCUUGGUGGCUGUGGAAGAACUACCAAUACGUGCUGGCCUUCUUCUUUGCCAUCCAGGAGAUCAAUAAGGACUCCCAGCUCCUCCCCAACCUGACCCUUGGUUUCAAAUUCUUCAAUGCCUUUGCCAGUGAACAGUACACCUUAUUGAGCAUAGUAUAUUGGUUGAUUGGGAUUAAUGUGCCUUUCCCUAACUACACCUGCCAUACACAAGGGAGACACAUUGCUGUCAUUGCUGGAACCACAUCAGCAUUGUCUGUUGAGUUUGGAACGCUUUUGGAGCUCUACAAAAACCCACAGCUCACCUAUGGCCCUUUUGAUCCCAUGCUAAAUGAUAAAGAUCAGUUUCCCUCACUCUAUCAGAUGGCAACCAGUGACAGCUCUUUGGGCCAUGGAAUGAUCUACUUGUUGCUGCAUUUUGGCUGGACUUGGGUGGUGCUCUUUGUGUCUGAUGACAUGAAAGGAGAGCAGUUCCUUCAGUACUUUGAAGCAGCAAUGCUCAAGAAAGGUAUCUGUGUGGCCUUUACAGUUAAGCUCCCUGUCACAAAGAAGUUGUGUGGGUAUAGUGAUCUCACUUUCAUGAGUAGCAUCAGAGUUUCAUCUGCAAAUGUGCAUAUACUCUAUGGUGAUGUAAGUGGUCUCAUCAGUGUGGACAUUUCAGUGCAGUCCUUUGUAACUGUCGGGAAAGUGUGGAUCAUGACAUCAAAGUGGGAUCUUGUUAUGUCUGAGACAAACCACAUGCUGCAUUUUUUGCAUGGAGGCUUCUCAUUUUCACCCCACAAGGAAGAAAUCCCAGGCCUCAAACAUUUUGUCAAGACAGCAAACCCUUCCCACUACCCAGAAGACUUUUAUUUCAGUAAAUUAUGGCUUUUCCAUCUGCACUGCUCACUUGAAGGAUCAUUCUGUGGACAUAUUGGAAGCUGCCCACCAAAUACCUCCUUAGAGUUUCUUCCAGGACAUAUUGACUUGCUGACCAUAUCUGACUCCAGCUAUUUAGUUUACAAUGCUGUCUACACAGUGGCCCACGUCCUCCAUAAAAUGAUUUUGGAGAAAGUAGAAAUGGGAUCUCCAGGAGAAGCAAUACAGCCUAUGAUUCUUCCCUGGCAGCUCCAUCAAUUUCUGAGGAAAAUCCAAUUUACAAACAGCGCUGGAGAUAAAGUAUCCUUCCAUGAAACAAGAAACCACAUGGCGCAUUAUGAUAUCCAGAGCGUUGUGAAUUUUCCUAGUGGUCUUCGUUUGCUUACUAAAAUUGGAGAGUUUUCCUCCAAGAGUCCACAUGAACAAAGCUUACUUUUCAAUGAAGAGAUGAUAGAAUGGCCUGUCACAUUCAAAGUGACCCCUCAAUCUGUGUGUAGCCAGAGCUGUGGUCCUGGAUUCAGGAAAAUGUCACAGGAAGGAAGACCUAUCUGCUGCUAUACUUGUGUUUUGUGUCCAGAGAAAGAAAUUGCCAAUCAGACAGAUGCAAAGCAGUGCAUCCCAUGUGAAGAUCACGAAUACCCAAACCAGGAUAGAAGUCGCUGCCUCCCUAAGUUGAUGACAUUCUUGGCCUUUGAGGAAUCUCUGGGGAUGGCUCUGGCCUGCAUGGCUCUGUGCUUCUCUGUCCUCACAGCUGCCGUCCUCUGGGUCUUUGUGAAGCACCAAGACACUCCCAUCAUCAAGGCCAAUAACAGGCCCCUCAGCUACAUCCUGCUCAUCACCCUCCUCCUUUGCUUCCUCUGCUCCUUACUCUUCCUUGGCCGUCCCAACACAGCCACCUGCCUCCUCCGGCAAAUAGCAUUUGGCCUUGUGUCCACAGUGGCUGUUUCUACUGGGCUGGCCAAGACCAUCACUGUGAUUCUGGCCUUCAAGGUUACAAAACCUGGCAGACCUGUCAGGCGAUUGUUGAUAUCAGGAGUUUCUAACUCUGUCAUUCCCAUCUGCUUCCUCCUCCAACUGAUUCUCUGUAGCAUCUGGUUGGGAACUUCUCCUCCCUUCAUUGAGUUAGAUACACACUCUGAGCCUGGCCACAUCAUCCUGGUGUGCAAUAAGGGCUCGGUCACUGCCUUCUACUGUGUCCUUGGCUACCUGGGUUCCUUGGCCCUGGCCAGCUUCACUGUGGCUUUCCUAGCCAGGAAUCUGCCUGACACGUUCAAUGAAGCCAAGUUCCUGACGUUCAGCAUGCUGGUGUUCUGCAGUGUCUGGGUGACCUUCCUGCCUGUCUACCACAGCACCAAGGGGAAGGUCAUGGUAGCUGUGGAAGUCUUCUCCAUCUUGGCCUCCAGUGCGGGGCUCCUGGGCUGCAUCUUUGUCCCCAAGUGCUACGUUAUUCUCAUAAGACCUGAGAUGAACUCUUUGAAAGGCUUAAAGGAUAAAGGCAAGUUCUAA
Oryctolagus cuniculus (rabbit) is the source of this 2517-nucleotide messenger RNA. Lineage: Eukaryota; Metazoa; Chordata; Mammalia; Lagomorpha; Leporidae. The record is from RefSeq and is a predicted model, not a curated record.